AUGGCAUCUUCAAGCUCAGUGGGAAGUUGGAGCAAUAUCCGAUCACGAAGGCAAGCAUUAAGGGCAACAUGCUUUUGUGAAGACCCCGUUGGUAAGUGGACAUCAUGGAGGCCAACAAACCCUGGCAGGAGGUUCAUCGGCUGCCCUAAUUUCCGGGAUGAGGAAAAAGAUUGCAAGUAUUUUGCUUGGGUCGAUCCCCCAUUACCAAACAACUGA
This is a messenger RNA of Lactuca virosa, 216 nucleotides long. Lineage: Eukaryota; Viridiplantae; Streptophyta; Magnoliopsida; Asterales; Asteraceae. The record is from the annotation of a GenBank genome assembly.